This is a messenger RNA of Rubroshorea leprosula, 2191 nucleotides long. Lineage: Eukaryota; Viridiplantae; Streptophyta; Magnoliopsida; Malvales; Dipterocarpaceae. The record is from the annotation of a GenBank genome assembly.
GUGAAAGCAAGAGAAAUUGAGUGAGAGCUCUUGUGAGAGAAAAGAAAGAGAGAAAUUGUGAGAAAUCCUUGUGUAGAUUAAAAGGGAGUAUUAGGGAGAAUUUGGAAGCUUCUAUACAUUGAAGUUAGGGUGUUGAGUGCUUCUUAAGUGAGAGAGCUUCUAAAUUAUUGUACUCUUUUUCUUAAUAGUGGAUUUAUUUCUCUCUUUCCCAUGGACGUAGACUUGUUGAGAGAGCUAUUGGUAGAGCUCCUGGUGUUGUGGCGAAAUGCAAACUGAAGCCAUGAAGUAUUCAAUUGAGCUAUUUGAUGGCAAGAAUGGCUUUGCUCUAUGGCAAAGCACUGUGAAGGAUGUCCUUACUUGUCAAGGACUUGAUGCAACUUUAGAAGAGACCAAGCCGGCUGAGAUGAAGGAUAGUGAUUGGAGCACUAUCCAAAAGAAGGCAGCAAAUCAAAUUCGGUUGGCGCUUGCACCGGAGGUGAAAUACAACGUCCUUUCAGAGACUACUCCAAUAGGCAUGUGGAAGAAACUUGAAGAGAUAUAUGCUUCAAAAUCUUUAAUCAAUCGGCUGCGUUUAAAGAUGGAACUAUAUCAAUUGAAAAUGGCAGAAAGCACUAAUAUUCACAGGCACUUAUCUGAUUUUAACAUGAUGGUGACACAAGUAGUGAAUGCCAGGGAUGUUGUAGAAGAAGAGGAAAAAGCUUUGCUUUUACUUGCAUCCUUGUCAAAGUCUUACAAGUCCCUAGUGCAGAGCAUGCUAGUGGGUAAGACUACCUUGGUGAUGAAAGAUGUCACAUCCAUGUUGUUGGAGAAUGAUAAGUUUCUUAGGGAAGAUGAUAAGUUUCUUGGGGAGGAUGAUGGUGCCAAUCAAACUAAUGCUUUGGUGAUGGAGCACUCUCGGGGAAGAUCCAAUGGAUGUGGAGGUGGAGGAAAUCGAGAAAGGUCGAAAUCUAGACCUAAGAAGGAUUAUGGUGAAGUGUAUCAAGAAACUAAGGAUAAGGGAGAGGCUAAUAUUGUUGAAGAAAAUGUGGAUGAAGUAUUAGCUUGUGAAGAGUGUGAUCUUGAGGUGGAGCAAAACAAUCAAAGAUGGAUUUUGGACUCCGCUGCAACUAUGCAUGUGUGCAAUAAUCCUUCGGAAUUUGGGAGUUUGGUUUGGGGGGAGCUCGGCAAAAUAACGGUGGCUACCGGCGAGAAGGUGAAUAUUGAAGGCAUAGGAGAUGUUUGUCUCAAUAUUCACAAUGGGAGAGCCAAGAUUCUCAAGAAUGUAAGAUAUGUGCCCAAGUGUUCAAGCAAUAUUAUUGCUUUGAGUGAGUUGACAACACGAGGGUGCAAGUAUGUCGGAAAGCGAGAAUGGUGCAAGGUCUACAAAGGUGGGAGACUUGUUCUGCGUGGAAGGAAGAACAAGCACAACAUCUAUGUGCUUGAGCAACAUCCCGAGAGAAGGCUCAACAAAACCAUGAGGAAGAUGGUGUGGAAGCCUAAAGGGAUCUUGGUAGAUGGCAAGGAAAUUAAUAAGACCAAGAAGAAGGUGAGCUUCAACAAUGAAGUGGUGUUUGGUGAUGGUUCGAGGAGGACACCAUGAUAAAGUGCUCUUGAGCAGAGGGAGCAAAAUUAUGGAAUGUUGAAGUGUAUGGAGUCAUGGUUGGUUUCUCCUCCCAUAGGGUUGGAGGGGGAGAUUGUUGGAAGAAAGUCCAACCCCAUGUGUGAACCCAUGGACUUUUUGUGUGGAAGUUUGCUUCACCAACCUAGCUAGUUGUGGGCUAGGAUUGCUUUGUUGAAAUCAUGCAAGAUUGCAUGUUGACCCAUUUAAUGGGCAAAGAAAAACUUGGCCGGGUGGUAAUGAGGCAGAAAAAUGGUGCAUGGGUGGUUGGAUUUUUCACUAUAAAUACCCAUGCAUGCAAAGGCAAUGUGAAAGCAAGAGUAGGAGAAAGCAAGAGAAAUUGAGUGAGAGCUCUUGUGAGAGAAAAGAAAGAGAGAAAUUGUGAGAAAUCCUUGUGUAGAUUAAGAGGGAGUAUUAGGGAGAAUUUGGGAGCUUCUAUACAUUGAAGCUAGGGUGUUGAGUGCUUCUUGAGUGAGAGAGCUUCUAAAUUAUUGUACUCUUUUUCUUAAUAGUGGAUUUAUUUCUCUCUUUCCCGUGGAUGUAGACUUGUUGAGAGGUGCACAAGUCGAACCACAUUAAAUUAUUGUCUCAAUU